AGAAUGGGCCAAGCUAAAUCAUUCUCUUGGGCCCAUAAGGUGGAAAAGCCCUUUUUAUAAACGCAGCCAUCUGUGAUUCUUUGAUUUGCUUUUCAAACCUUCUUAAAAACCUUACUGACUGUUUCUUAAAACACAAGUUGAUGUUACGAAUCAUAAAAAUGUAUUGUGAGUUGUGACUAUUGUCUAGAAGAUAACAAAAAUAUUGUAAGUUAGCAUCGUUGGAAUGAAUAAAUACAUAAAAGUAUACGAAGCUUUCAUUUAAUUAAAUCAGAGAAAACCAAAAAUGGUUUGGACAGGAGCAAUCACAAGUUUCUGAGCUUUUGUUCCUUGUUUGGUUUACAAAAGAGUCUUGAUAAAGGAACUUCUUUGAUUGGAGAGAUGAAGUAAACUCUCAUUAUACAUAUCAUAAUUAUUCUUCUUUUAUAAUUCCCAUUUUAACUUUAUUAAAAUCAUGGUAUUAUUUUAGUGAUUCAUUCCAACAUAUUAGGUGGAUGUCUACCAAAUAUUGUUUUCUUAUGUUUAAACUAAUAUUGUUUGACCAACUAUACUAUAGCUCAAGCUAUUCUUUUCAUAUAUUUGACCAUUGUCACUGAAAAAAACAUCCACUUCUGUAGCACCAUUAGAUCCUACAUUAAAAAUGAGACUGUGAAUGGAAUGUUUUAAAAGAAAAACACACUUUAAUUCAACCAAAACUUUAUGGUCUACAAAUUAAAAAGAAGGAGAGAAGAGAGGACCAGUAAAAUAUUAAAUAGUGGUCACUCUAAGGUUGGUGGGGGCUGGAGAGUAGUAACUUUGAGCCUUUUGACCUGUUGCGUCCAAAAACAAUUACACGUAUUAAAACACAGACAACAGAUCUUUCGUCUGUUUCUCUUUAUUCCUUUUUCUUGUCUGAUUCAAACGCCAAACAAGAAAAACAAAACAUUAGUUUUGGAGUAACUAAAAAAAAAAGCAGUUCAACCAAUCCCUUGUUCUUCAGAUUCUUACUCAGAAGAUCUUUUGACUUGUCUCCACAACCUUACAUCAUCCUGUCUGAAAAACUAGGUUCUUGUCUGUUCAAGUUUCAGAUUUGACCAUCUGGGUCUCCAAUUUCACUCCUCCUCGAUCAUAAAUUAAAAGUUGAUUCAAAAGAGAUCUCUUUUUUUAGAAACAUGAUGAGCAAAUGAAGGUUAGUUUGAUGAGAGAUGGGUUGUGUAUUGGGUCGACCCGGAUCGCCAGGAUCAGUAGUUAGCUCAAGGAUCGAGUCUAAUCGAAAGGAAGUAAACAAUGUCUCCGUGACUAAAACCGAAACCAUACAAACCACUAGUGUAGUUGUUGCUUCUGCUUCUACUAGUGAGGAGGUUGUGAAGAAUCACAAGGAAGAGAAUGGCACCAGAGAGAGGAAACCUAGAGGCGAAAGAAGAAGGUCUAGUAAGCCUGACCCGAGACGUAGCAACCCACCAAAGAACUUGCUCGGUGAGCAAGUUGCUGCCGGAUGGCCACCGUGGCUGUCUGAAGUCUGCGGUGAAGCUCUUAACGGAUGGCUUCCAAGAAAAGCUGAUUCCUUUGAGAAGAUUGAGAAGAUUGGAUCAGGAACGUAUAGUAAUGUGUACAAGGCGAGAGAUUCAUUAACAGGAAGUAUAGUAGCAUUAAAGAAAGUGCGGUGCGAUGUUUUGGAACGUGAGAGUUUGAGAUUCAUGGCUAGAGAGAUUCUGAUCUUGAGGAGAUUAGAUCAUCCCAAUGUCAUCAAACUAGAAGGUUUGGUUACUUCGAGGAUGUCGAAUAGUUUAUACUUGGUGUUCCGUUACAUGCAUCACGACCUAGCUGGUCUAGCUGCAAGCCCGGACAUAACAUUCACCGAGCAACAGGUUAAAUGCUACAUGAAGCAACUCCUCUCGGGGCUCGAACACUGCCACAACAGAGGAGUUCUCCACCGUGAUAUCAAAGGAUCAAACCUCCUUAUAGACGACGGAGGAGUUCUUAGGAUAGGCGACUUCGGUCUCGCGACGUUUUACGAUUCCACUAAAAGGCAAAGGAUGACGAACCGGGUUGUUACAUUAUGGUACAGAGCACCUGAGCUUCUUCACGGUGUCGAAGAGUAUAACGUAGGCAUUGAUCUGUGGAGUGCAGGCUGCAUUUUAGCCGAGUUGUUAUCAGGUAGACCGAUCAUGCCGGGUCGCAACGAGGUGGAGCAGUUGCAUAGGAUAUAUAAGCUGUGCGGGUCGCCUUCUGAAGAGUAUUGGAGGAAGAUUAGGCUUCCUUCUCAUCAGAGGCAUGCUCAUCACAAGCCUUUGCCUCAGUUCAAAAGAAAAGUGAGAGAGGUUUUUAAAGACUUCUCUCCUCAGGCGCUUUCUUUGCUUGAUACUCUUCUGGCUAUUGAUCCUUCUGAGCGUCAGACAGCUUCAGAUGCGUUGAUGAGUGAUUUCUUCAUGACAAAGCCAUUUCCAUGUGAACCUUCUGAUCUACCUAAGUAUCCUCCAAGUAAAGAGAUUGAUGCCAGGAAACGAGAUGAAGAGUUUAGGAGACAAAGGGAAGCACGUAAGGUUCAAGGAGAGAGCAGAAGAAGAAUCAGACUACCUCGAGAACGAGCUCAUCCAAGAGCAAUGGCUGCUCCUGAAGCCAAUGCCGAGAAUCAAUCCAACAUUGAUAGGAUGCGUAUGAUCACGCAUGCGAAUGCUAAGAGCAAGAGCGAGAAGUUUCCUCCACCGCAUCAAGACGGGGCGCUUGGUUUUCAAGUGGGAUCUUCACGGAGACUUGAUCCAUCAGAGAUACCUUUUAGCUCAAACUCGUUCACUGCUUCUUACUCCAAAGAGCCGCUUCAGACUUGGUCAGGCCCUUUGGCUCCCAUUGGAGCGUCUGACUCAAGUUCACAGAGGAGAAAGGAUGUUAACAAGGAGAGAAGAAUGGCUGCUAAGCUUAAAGGGAAAAGAAUCGUUGUUUAAUGAGAUUAUUAUUAUUAUUAUUCCUUUUUGAUAGAUACUUUGGGAAGAAAAACAGUGCUGCUUUUUUGGUGGGUUAUAUGUUUCUUAUUUGUGUAUUGAAAAUAACAUUCAAAAUGAGGGCACCUUACAUUAUAUGUAAAGUUUUUAGUUUUUGCUUCCUUGGAGAUGGUACUCAUGGAGAACUUGCUGUCAAUGUAAUUCAGGCACAUAGUUAUGUUUGGUUUUGUUC
This is a messenger RNA of Brassica rapa (field mustard), 3147 nucleotides long. Its product is annotated as probable serine/threonine-protein kinase At1g54610. Gene Ontology annotation, cellular component: nucleus; cyclin-dependent protein kinase holoenzyme complex. Gene Ontology annotation, biological process: positive regulation of transcription elongation by RNA polymerase II; protein phosphorylation. Gene Ontology annotation, molecular function: RNA polymerase II CTD heptapeptide repeat kinase activity; ATP binding. The record is from RefSeq and is a predicted model, not a curated record. NCBI's taxonomy places the organism in Eukaryota, Viridiplantae, Streptophyta, Magnoliopsida, Brassicales, Brassicaceae.